This is a messenger RNA of Paramisgurnus dabryanus, 2087 nucleotides long. It is a transcript of the gene cenpo, whose product is annotated as centromere protein O. The record is from RefSeq and is a predicted model, not a curated record. Gene Ontology annotation, cellular component: Mis6-Sim4 complex; kinetochore. NCBI's taxonomy places the organism in Eukaryota, Metazoa, Chordata, Actinopteri, Cypriniformes, Cobitidae.
GCUUCCGAGGUUACGCACGUCACAACAGCGCGGCAGUUUUUUGAAAAUUUGUGUCGCAUUUAGUAAAAUAUAAAGUAACAAGCAUUUUUAAAACAGCAAGUAAAAGUCAAAGCGAUGAAUGACCAGACAGAACAAGGUGUCCUGAGUCAUUUGAUGGCUCUGGAGAGGGGAGGUUUGGCACAGCAGGACCAACAUCAGUCUGAAAGAUUAGAAAUGCUUAAAGUCACAGCUGUUGCCCUCCGUACCAAAAGAGAUGAGCUCAAGCAUCAGGUUCAUGACAUCAAGAUUCUGCGAGAUAAAAUGAAAAACGAUCUUCCUUUGGAUGACAGUUCUGAUGGUUCUGUAGAGGUACAGAGGUCUUUGUUAAACUCUUGGCGAAUGCAGUUAAAAGACCUUCAGCUUGCCCAUCACUUAAUUGGUGGUUAUGAUCUGGUUGAAUGUAAAGAUGGAAGAAGCAUUUGUGUGAGUUUUCACACAGGAUUUGAGGGUGUGUACUUGGACACGUAUAACAUGGAGUUGGAUGUGAGUCGUACCGUGCACAUCUCUCGCCAUAACGUCCCCCCUUCAAUCCCACUCGAGAGACUCGUCAAACAGAACCUGCAGACAGACCUCAAAGCUUUUCUGCAAACGCUUAGCCAGUAUCUCAACGCUUUAGCCGCUCGCAGACAGCAGAUCUCCCUUAUCAAGGAGCUGGUUGGUUCUGUGGAGAUCAUGGAGAGCAAUCAGUUGUGUAACAUCCUAGUACUGAUGUGUAAAGCUCAAGGCGAGACGUGUGUGGCUGUUUUGUGCACGCUGGAGUACAGAGAUCUCACACAUUAUCUCCCAACACAUGUCUGCAUUGAGAGUGAAGACAAAACACUGUCAGAAUCUGAGCAGUGGCAGGAUAACCGGAUGCUGUUCCUGGAGUCUCCAGCACACACUGCUCUAUUGACAAUGAAAAGGAUGGAGAGCAUUGUUUAAAUGAACACAAUAAUGGACCUCUAAGAGCUCUUUUAACAGGGAGGUGUUAUGGGGAUGCCACAGAUUUGUAUUCUGUUAAGUUUACAGUGCAUAGAUGUCAACUUUUUUUUUUUACAAAAAAACCCAUAACAUUUUGUAAUUAAGUAAUGCCAUUUGACUGGUAUACAUUUUUAAAUGUGCUCUAUAGUGUCCAGAAAACACUUGAUUUUCUGCCGUAGCUUUUCUCUCUGGAGUUGUUUAAGUGUUGCUAUGUACCAUCUGUAAUACUCUUCUUGUUGCAUGAGCUCUUUUUCGGAAAUGCUGUCAAUCAAAGCCAAGUCUUUCAGUUGCAGAAAUGAAAGCUGGCCACUUUUUGAAGCUUUGAGUUUCUCUGUCAUUAACAUUUGCAGAGAUGAAUCGCAUUGCUUUCCUGAAAUUAUUGCUGAUUUAGCAAACCUCUGUCCUUUAUCAUCUUCACCUCUUGCUGAAGUUAAGACUUUGAAAGUCGGAGCAGAUUUUGAGGUGCGACUCUCUUGUGGAUCGUCUUUUACCAUCCGGACCUCCAUAAUAUCCCUCAUAGUGUUGUUUACUGUGGCACGUGGCUCACACACCUUUAAAUGCAGCAAUCUUUUGUGUUCCUUCAAUACAAACUCUCGCUCUUGUUCCAGAAGUCUGAGGUUGAUUCUGUGUUUGGCGCUGAUGUUGUGUAGUUUCCACUGCAGCUGGAUGUCUUCUCUGUGGUUGCGCAGUUUUACGUCUAUUUGAAGGAAACACUUGGGUCUCUUGAGGCUUGGCUGGGUUGUCAUAUUGAGAUGUUAACCUUCAAACGAAUGCAAUUUGAACUCAGAUAAAGACAUUUCAAAUGUCUAGACAGUCUUGAAAUAUUUUACAAACAAACAAACACAUGGCCACACUUAUAUGUAUAUAGAUGUUAAACUUAAUAAAUAAGAAAAAUGUGAUGUACCUCAAACUGCUGCCUAUGGUUUGUUGUCUUGUAAGAGCAUUUAGUAAGAAUCUGCUGCUAUGACACUUAAACAUAUAAACAGUGUACUUAGUUUCUCAGGUUUCAGGGUAUUACAUUUCAUAGACAGUCACGUGAACACUAUUGUGGUAGAAAUAAGUGGGUAGCUAAAGAUUUACCUAUGAAG